AAAUUUGUCAACUUUAUCCCGUCUACUGAAAAAAAAACAUUCCACAUGGAUUGAUCGCCUAAUAAACCGACUUACUCAUAUUAAAUCAAUCAUGGAUGAUAGUCGUGAACGUCAACGUCAGCGUAGUGUAAAUCAAGCAUUUGCAACACUUCGACAUAUAUUACCUACACAUCCACCAGAUAAAAAAUUAAGCAAACAUGAAAUUUUACGUUUAAGCAUAAAAUAUAUUCAUAUUUUAGAAACUAUACUUAAAUAUCAAGAAGAAGAAGAAGAAGUAGAGAAGGUGGUGGUUGUUCCAAUGAUUUCCAAUGUUUCGCAUAGUUGCACUACAACAACGCCGUCAUCAUCAUCAGGAUUAUUGGAAUUUAAAUAA
Molecule: messenger RNA, 373 nt
Organism: Schistosoma turkestanicum
Lineage: Eukaryota; Metazoa; Platyhelminthes; Trematoda; Strigeidida; Schistosomatidae
Source: the annotation of a GenBank genome assembly